This is a messenger RNA of Arachis ipaensis, 1838 nucleotides long. The record is from RefSeq and is a predicted model, not a curated record. Lineage: Eukaryota; Viridiplantae; Streptophyta; Magnoliopsida; Fabales; Fabaceae.
AUGGAUGAUCAUAAAUCUGAGGAUCAACACCUGGUGGCGGCAGCGCAGCACAUUUUAAAGGCGUUGGCGGCAAGCAAGGCUGUCUCCGAUGAUCUGAGAAAAACUCUCUUGGAUUUCGAUAUUCACCUAUCAGCCAUGUCCAUAGUUGAAAGGAGCAUCAAGCAGCUAGAAAGGAAAAUUAAAUUUGCCGAAGGCAAAAUAAUGACUUGGAAAGCGAAGAAUUCGAUGAUAUGGGACUGCGGUUCCAAGGAAUCUUCCGAGUAUUUAGAAGCCAAACUGGAGGAAGAACUAGUUCAUAUCCUCGUUAAGCACAAGCAAUACCUUGAACCGGAAUCUUUCGCGAACGAGGCCGGUUCAGUUGAUCUGGUUAAUCCUGCGUUAAUUCCAGAUCUCAAGAGCAUUGCAAAUGUCAUGUUCGGUUCCAAGUACCAUCAGGAGUUUUGCCAGACUUUCAUUUCUUCGAGACGCGACGCCUUGGACGAGUUCUUCGUGGUUCUUGAAAUAGAAAGAUUCAGCAACGAGAACGUCAUGAAAAUGGAAGGGAAUUGCUUGAAUCGCGAGAUAAAGAAGUGGAUUCGCGCCGUGAAGAUAGUCUUUCAGGUGUAUCUCGUCGCAGAGAAACGGUUGUGUAAGCAAAUUCUUGGAGACUUCAACGACUCUGUUUAUCAGUUCUGCUUCGCCGAGAUAACUUUGAGUUUCGUGUUGAAACUUUUGAAUUUUGGUGAGGCCGUAGCAAUGGGAAACCGUUCACCGGAGAAACUGUUCUGUUUUCUAGACAUCUAUGAAGUUUUGGAGAAUCUCGCUGUCUAUGUAGACAUUUUGUUCUUUGAAGAAUUUGGUUCAUUUGUAAGAGAUGAGUUUCACAAGCUUCUAAACAAGUUUGGUGAAGCUUCAAAGUUCACAUUUUUAGCAUUUAAAAAUGCUAUUGCAAAUGAUCCUUCAAAGGCGCGAUUCCCUGGUGGCGGAGUUCACCAUCUUACCAAAUAUGUAAUGAAUUUCAUCAAGACACUGGCGGAAUAUGGCGAGGCACUCAACCUUCUCCUGGCGGACGAGACUCCGGCCGACCCAGAAGGCAAUGAUGACGAUGACAGCCAUCCUUUGGCUGGCGAAUUCUGGUCGGUGGCGGCCACUCUUGAAUCCAACCUGAUCAGUAAGUCCAAAUUGUACAAAGAUGUGGCAUUGCAACAUGUAUUCAUGAUGAAUAACAUUCACUACAUGGUCCAAAAGGCUAAGUCCUCGGAACUAAGCUUAGUGUUCGGCGAUCGAUGGCUUCGUCGGCACGUUGCCAAGUUCCGAGAUAAUGCUAGAAGCUAUGAGAGGGUAACUUGGGGUCCAAUACUCUCUAUUCUGAAACAAGAAAACGCUGAAUUGAAUUGCACUUCUUCGAAGGAAAAUCUAAAGAAAAAGUGCAAAGAUUUCAAUGCUUCUUUUAGUGAAACCUAUAGGUCACAAACAGGGUGGUAUAUUCCAGAUACUGAACUCCGUGAAGAUGUACAAAUCUCAAUUUCUCAGAAAGUUGUUCAUGCUUACCGGCAAUUCACUGGGAGAUAUUCAUCAACCAUUGAUGAGAAGUGGAAAAAGCACACUGUGGAUGAUAUAGAGAACUAUGUAUUGGACCUUUUUGUAGGUUCACCAAAAUCUUUGCAUUAUUUUUCAUCAUCAGCACAGAUACUGAAAAGGGAUAAGAGUGUUUGAUGAAGAUUUUUUUUUUCAUUUUUUCUUUUUGUUGUCUUAGUUUUAGCAAUUGGGGAUACCAUUUACAAUAUUUUAGUUUUCUUAUACCAUUGACAUUAAAUAAAACUAAUGUGGCCUCACCUUGUUACUCAAUUUGGAUGAAC